This is a messenger RNA of Thlaspi arvense, 2811 nucleotides long. The record is from the annotation of a GenBank genome assembly. Lineage: Eukaryota; Viridiplantae; Streptophyta; Magnoliopsida; Brassicales; Brassicaceae.
UAAAACACUGUUAAAGAGCGAAAAAACAACUUUAAUAAUUAGAAUUGGAACAAAAAAAAUAAAAAUGAGAAACCCAAUUCUGAGGUCACAACUCCAGAAGAGAAACUGAGAGAGUUUGCUCGAAGAAGAAGAAGAAGAAGAAGAAAAAAAGCUUUUAAAAUCCAUUUGAAAUUUCUAUGCGUAUGAUUCGAAACUCAUCCUCAUCAUUCGUUCCCAAUCAUACCGUUCUUUCUUAAUCUCCAAGCUCGUAUUCAAUUCCAUUUCUGUUUUCUUCGAAUUUCUGUCUCACCUGUGUUGAAAUCUCGAAGGUUUCUCUUCGGGUAAUAUCCAAAUGGUGAUUGGUUACUCGAAAACCUAGAUGAGAUUUUGAGAGUAGGCGAAAAUUGGAGCUGUUUAUUGCUCAGUUUCUCGAGGGUUCGAUUGCGGAUUCGUGAGCUUCGGGGACUGAAAAAUGGACAACGGCCAUGAGGAAAGUCUUGCCGAGAGGUUUUCAAGAGUGGGACUCAGAGAAUCUUCUGCUUCUCAUGAAAACGACGUCAAAAACGAUAGCUUAUUUCAGGUCAUCAAAGCUGUUGAAGCGGCAGAAGCGACUAUCAAGCAGCAGGUGGAGGAGAAUAACCUCUUAAAGUCUGAACUUCAGAGAAAAUAUCUAGAGCUUGCCAAAUAUAAAUCAGGUGAAACAUCUGAUGUACGAGAUCACUCGAAUACGACCACCAGUGGGUCUUCCCCGUUUCACCAGUUGGCCGCUGGUAUAAAUCCAGUUGAUCGGAGGAAGGGCAUGAUCAAUGCUUCAGGUGCUGUUUCAUCAGGUAUGCUAGUUGUUCACCAGCAUAUGCAGCCAAAUGGAGAAGAAGCUACUGUUAGUAACCCGUCUGAAGACCAUUCUGACGGAGUCAUGACUAAUGGCAUUGUAAGAGGAGCUAUGGGUGGUGGAGGAGCCUCUCAAUUGUCUUCUUCGCCAUCUACAAUAUCACUAUCUCCUAUGAGACCGCUAUUAGAAGGAGAUCCUGACUCACACUUCAAAUCAUCUACUCAUGAGUUGAUGCCAGUAGUGAAAGUGAGAAAAUGUUUCCCUGACUAUGCAACUGUCCAGGAGCUCAUUCACAAGGUCAAAGAACAGGAACAAGAGAUUGUGCGGUUACGAAAAUAUCUUGCUGAUUAUUCUGUCAAGGAAGCCCAAAUACGCAAUGAAAAAUAUGUUUUGGAAAAGCGUAUUGCGCACAUGCGUUUGGCAUUUGAUCAACAACAGCAAGACCUUGUUGAUGCUGCAUCAAAAGCUCUCUCGUACAGACAAGAGAUCAUUGAGGAAAAUAUACGCCUAACAUAUGCCUUGCAGGCUGCAGAGCAGGAGAGAUCUACAUUUGUAUCAUACUUGUUGCCUCUUCUAUCGGAAUAUUCGCUGCAUCCACAGCUCUCUGAUUCUCAGUCUAUUGUUAGCAAUGUGAAGGUUCUGUUUAGGCAUCUGCAGGAGAAGCUCCUUCUUACUGAGACAAAGCUAAAGGAGUCAGAGUACCAAUUAACACCUUGGCAGUCAGAUGUAAACCACUCAAAUGCUUCGCCUCUGUCACCUUAUCACCCUGUUGGUGUGGGUUUGAGAUACUCAACAGAUCCAGAACACCAUCAUCAAGAUGGGCGUGGUGUCUCAGCUGUGAGUAAUUACCACCUUGAUGGUCCUGAGAGGUCACCAGCCUUUCAGAUGCAUGUGCAACCACCUCUUAAUCAAGAUGAAUCUAAUGGACAGAACAACCGUGUUCAGUUUCGUGAGCCUCUCAGCAAUACAUUUAUGGACGGUGCAUAUGCAGAAGUACAAGAAGAUACAAAUAAAACUGUGGAAAAGGCUAAUUAUGUAGCUGGGUUUGAUGAUCCAAGCCCCUCAAAUUAUCCAAUAUUGGCUCCAGUUCUUGAAGAACCAUCUUCAUCAUUUUCCGAGGCUGCAGAUGAUGAUCCGUUGCCAGCUAUAGCAGACCUACAGAUAUCAGGAGAACCUUUUCCUGGACGAGAGCUACAGGCUUCUGGUCACUCUAUCAAUGGAACGACAAAAUGUAAUUUUGAGUGGGUGCGGCAUCUGGAAGAUGGAUCAGUGAAUUACAUUGAAGGAGCAAAGAAGCCAAAUUAUCUUGUCACUGCCGAUGAUGUUGAUUUAUACCUUGCUAUUGAAGUUCACCCCUUGGACGACAGGAACCGCAAGGGGGAGCUUGUGAGGGUCUUUGCCAAUGAGAAUUUCAAGAUUACGUGUCACCCAGAGAUGCAGAGCCAUAUAGAGAAGAGUCUUUAUAACAGUCGGGCUAUAUUUAACAUCUCCUACUCGAUUGGUUAUAUGGAUAUAUGGGAAGCAGCUACUUUGUCUAUUAAGAAAGAAGGCUACAGCAUCAAACCUAAGAAUGAUCCUGUAAUUACAGAAAAGUUCUCCUCUUCUACCGCUGUUCUGAUUCCCUUUGAUCAGCCUGCGGAUUUUGUGAUUAUUGGUACUGAUGGCGUGGAGCAUCUCUGUCGGGUGGAUAAUGAUGCAACAGAUCUUAGCUGCUCAAGAGAUACAAUUGUGCUCACCCUCAGAUUAUUUAUUAAGAAGGCUCUGCAGAGAAAGAAGGGCAAGAAAAAAGGAUUUUUGUUUAACAAAUGAGUUUUUGGUAAAUAACAUUGUUGGCUCUUUUUUGUUUUCUCUGGCAAUUCCCAGCUUUGCAAUAUUAGAGAUGUAGUCUUUGAACGAUUGAGAGUUAUUUCUGCUGUAGCUGAUUAAAAACAAAAUAUCUAAUCAACCGAAUUCAGUAUAGUAAAAAAUGAUGAGCAAAAAAGUAAUAUUGUCCCCUCGUU